Messenger RNA from Linum trigynum, 3615 nucleotides. NCBI's taxonomy places the organism in Eukaryota, Viridiplantae, Streptophyta, Magnoliopsida, Malpighiales, Linaceae. The record is from the annotation of a GenBank genome assembly.
CGGUAGUUGAUGGGCUGCUGUCACAAUAUAAUAAAUUGUACCCCUCUUAUCUUAUCAUCUUAAACUACCACUUUUCUUGCUAAUUAGUACGGCACCCUACGUCAAUUCCCGUUUUAAUUUUUAAAAAAAAAACCACCUUAAUUCUUCAAUCACUUGAAACAAUUUUUCACUUCAAACUUCGCUUUAUAUAUACGAGUAGCAACCCUUCUUUCUUCUUCUUCCCACUCUCCAACUUAAUCAAAUUAAACGUUGCACUAAUCAAAUCCGCCAUGCCGCCGUCCGAUAUCUUUCAAAGCUACUCCGAUUCGCCACCACCACUCCUCCUCCACCUCCUCCUCCUCAUCAUCAUCGCCGUUUCGUCCGUCAUCUUUCUAGUAACCAAUUUCCGCGGCGGCGGAGGAGGGAAGCUGCCGCCGAGCCCAAGAUCCCUCCCACUCAUCGGCCACAUGCACCACCUGGGCCCAACCCUCCACCGCCACCUCCACACCCUCUCGGCCCAACACGGCCCGCUCGUCCACUUCCGCAUCGGCCCAAAGCCCUGCCUCCUCGCCUCCACCCCGGACCUGGCCCACGAGAUCCUCAAGACCAACGAGCCGGCCUUCCUCAACCGGCCCAAGGUGGCCAACCUCCACUACCUCACCUACGGCUCGGCCGACUUCGCCACGGCCCAGUACGGCCCGUACUGGAAGUUCAUGAAGCACCUCCUCAUGAACCGCCUCCUCGGCCCACAAACCCUCGACCGGUUCGUCCCGGUCCGACGCGACGAGACGAACCGGUUUCUGAACCGGGCCCUGAGCAGGGCCCGGGCAGGGGAAGCGAUGGACGUCGGAGCCGAGCUCACGAGGCUGACCAACAACGCGAUCUCGAGGAUGAUGCUGCGGACGAGGUGCUCCGGCGACGACGAGGAGGAGGCCGACGAGGUGAGGCGGCUCGUGAGGGAGAUGACGGAGCUCGGGAGGCAGUUCAAUGUGUCGGAUACGUUUUGGGUUUUGAAGAAUUGGGACUUGCAAGGGUUUGAGAAGAGGCUCGUGGAUGUGCGAGGAAGGUACGAUGUUCUGAUGGAGAGGAUCAUGAAGGAGCACGAGGAUUUGAGGAGGGAGAGGAAAAUGAAGGAUGGUGAUGAUUGUGGCUUGGAGGAUUGUAAGGAUGUGCUUGACAUUUUGCUUGAUAUAUAUGAAGAUGAGGAAGCGGAGAUGAAAUUGACGAGGGAGAACAUCAAAGCUUUUAUCAUGAACAUAUUCGGAGCUGGAACGGACACGUCUUCGAUUCUCAUCGAGUGGGGGCUCUCGGAACUCAUAAAUCAUCCAGACGUGACGAGCAAGGUAAGGCAGGAGAUGGAACUAGUUGUAGGAAAUGACAGGUUGGUCCAAGAAUCAGACAUCCCAAACCUUCCCUACCUCCAAGCCAUCCUAAAAGAGCUACUCCGUCUCCACCCAACCGGUCCGUUGAUCGUCCGAGAAUCAUCCCAAGAAUGCACGAUCGCCGGCUACAAAAUCCCGGCGAAGACGAGGCUGUUCGUCAACAUCUGGUCCCUGGGGAGAGAUCCAAGCCAUUGGAAGGAUCCUGAGGAGUUUAGCCCUGAAAGAUUCAUGGGAACAGAGUGGAAGAAGAAGAAUAACAUGUUGGAUGUGAGGGGACAACAUUUUCAUCUGUUGCCCUUUGGCAGCGGAAGGAGGAGCUGCCCCGGUGCCUCGUUGGCCCUGCGGUUCGUGCCGACGACUCUGGCGGCGAUGAUUCAGUGCUUUGAUUGGACGGCGGUUGGGGAUGGUGGUGGUGGAGGUGAAGUGGACAUGGAAGAGGGUGGAGCUGGGCUCACGCUUUCUAGGGCUCGUCCUUUGGUUUGUGUUCCAAUUGCUAGGCGAGGUGCCGGCGACCUUUUAUCUACGACGACGAUGUGACAAAAGUGUGUGUGCUUUAGUGAAUUGGGUAAGGUUAAUUUCAAGAAUGUGUGUAUUUGGUUGUGAGGAUCUAUUGAAAUUGGAAUUUUAUGUGGAGAAGAUUGUUGUACAUGAAGUAAGGAAAACGCAUGUAUUUUGGAACUUUGAUUUGAAAAAUGGGAUUCCCCUACCUUUUUGCAUCCAAUAUGUUAUCAUCAUCAUUGGAGUAUGUAGAAAUUUAUGUUUUGUGAAAUACAUGUACAUGAUCAUUUUGCAUAGAAUGUUAAAGUACUAGGAGUCUUGCUAUAGGAUUAGUUUGUAUAGUUGGAAUAUUUUAGACACUAUAUAUGUCGCGUAUGUUGAACAUUUAGGUUUUUAGUAAAAACGGUUACGGUUUCCUGUCCUUUCUCUUUCUCUCUUCAUCCUCUAAAUUUUGUAAGGGUCAUAUACACAUCAAUAAAAUACCUUCAAAUGAUCAUCGAAUUUGGGAAAGGAUAUGGUACAAACCAUUUUCUAUAAAAUCCUACAGAACUCUGUGUCAUACCACCAUGGUACGAUAAUAUAAUGGGUGGUACGAUUCAUAUAAGGAGUGGUAACACAUGCAUUUUUUUGUAGAUUUCGUAAUUCUGAGUUUUGUAUCGUAACUUAAACUUAAAUUUGUGGUCAUAAUAAGCUUCCAGAAACAUAACAACACAUAUUUUUUUCUCCUGAAAUUUAUAUAUUUUUGCAACUAAAAAAAGUUGGACUUUGCUACAGUGACUUGCAACAAACGCGCGACUGAUAAGUGUAUGUGGUAGACUGAAUACAGUGUUGACUGUUUUGCUACGUUCAACAAGCGAUCAACCACUUCUACAAACUGGUCGACCUCGCGUCAGCUUUUUGUAUUUCUUCCCUCUUGAUUGUAAUUAUUGCUUAACUUGCUUUUGUAAAUUGAUAUUAGAUUUUAAGUCCAAUUUUGCAGGAUGGAUAAUGAAGAAACAAACAUGACAACAAAUCGAAUUGAAGAAAAUGAAGAAAAUGUUUCUCGUAAGUAUAGAUAUGGCAACAAACCAAAUGAAGAAAAUGUUUCCCGUAAGUAUCGAGAUGGCAACAAAUCGAAUUGAGAUGGAUAAUGCACAUACAUUACCUUGAAAUAUAGUUCGGUUUUUGUUCACAUUCAUAUCAACAACAAUAAUCGGGUAUAAUAUGAAAAUCAUAGCCACACUCAAUCAAAUUUCAAGUAUCUACAAUUAUCCAUGUGUAAUAAUGGUUCUUUAUAACUUCAACCAACAUGUUAACAAUUACAUGUAUACUAACAAUACAUAAAUGAAAAGAUAUAACAAUAAAUUACAAUAACGAAAUAAAUUAGUUAAAGAUAACAUAAUUUCAUAAAAAAUAUUACAUAUGUAUAAUUAAUAUAAUAUAUGUUGAGAACGUACAUGAGCGUUGGGCCGGCACGGCACGGGCACGCUUCGGGCCCAUUUAUUUCGUGUCGUGCUUGGCACGGCUCGUCAGUUUUCGUGCCGUGCCAUGCAAGCCCAUUUGUCAACUUUGCUAGGCCCGACCCAGGCUCUGGCACGGUUCGAAUCAUGCCGUGCCUAUUCGUGCUCGUGCCAUGCUCGUAUUCGUGUUUAAUGAAAAGGAAGAAAACAAAAGAGAGAAUGAAAAAGAAGGUGAAAAUUGGACGGGGGAAGAUAGUAUUAACCGAUAAUGUUUGAGAAAAGUAACAAAUAGGGGGGAAUAGAAAAUUGAAAGUAUA